AUGCACCCCUAUUCUCCUACAUCCUCUGCACCUCCAUUCUUCUACACCUCCUGCAUCCUCUGCACCCCUAUUCUCCUACACCUGCUACAUCCUCUGCACCUCCAUUCUCCUACACCUCCUGCAUCCUCUGCACCCCUAUUCCCCCACCCCUCCUACACCCUCUGCACCCAUUUUCUCCUACACUUCCUAUAUCUGCUGCACUCCUAUUCUUCUACACCUCCUACAUCCUCUGCACCUCCAUUCUCCUACAUCCUCUGCACCCCUAUUCUCCUACAUCCUCUGCACCUCCAUUCUUCUACACCUCCUACAUCCUCUGCACCUCCAUUCUCCUACAUCCUCUGCACCCCUAUUCUCCUACAUCCUCUGCACCUCCAUUCUUCUACACCUCCUACAUCCUCUGCACCUCCAUUCUCCUACAUCCUCUGCACCCCUAUUCUCCUACUUCCUCUGCACCUCCAUUCUUCUACACCUCCUACAUCCUCUGCACCUCCAUUCUCCUACACCUCCUGCAUCCUCUGCACCCCUAUUCCCCCACACCUCCUACACCCUCUGCACCCAUUUUCUCCUACACUUCCUAUAUCUGCUGCACCCCUAUUCUUCUACACCUCCUACAUCCUCUGCACCUCCAUUCUCCUGCACCUCAUACAUCCUCUGCACCCCUAUUCUCCUACAUCCUCUGCAACCCUAUUCUCCUACACCUCCUACAUCCUCUGCACCCCUAUUCUCCUACACCUCCUACAUCCUCUGCAACCCUAUUCUCCAACACCUCGUACAUCCUCUGCAAACCUAUUCUUCUACACAUCAUACAUCCUCUGCAUCCCAAUUCUCCAACACCUCAUACACUCGGCAUCCCUAUUCUCCUACACUUCCUACAUCCUCUGCACUCCUAUUCCUCCUACAUCCUCUUCACCCCCAUUCUUCUACACUUCCUACAUCUUCUGCACCCCUUAUCCCCCACAUCUCCUACAUCCUGUGUACCCCCAUUCCCCUACACCUCCUACAUCCUCUGCACUCCUAUAUCCUCUGCCCCCUAUUCCCCCACACCUCCUACAUCCUCUGCACCCCUAUUCCUCAACACCUCCUACAUCCUCUGCACCCCUUUUCCCCUACACCUCCUACAUCCUCCUCCUACACCUCCUGUAUCACCUGUAA
Molecule: messenger RNA, 1152 nt
Organism: Nanorana parkeri
Lineage: Eukaryota; Metazoa; Chordata; Amphibia; Anura; Dicroglossidae
Product: extensin-like
Exons: 1
Coding region: 1-1152 (383 amino acids)
Source: RefSeq, a predicted model, not a curated record